Molecule: messenger RNA, 363 nt
Organism: Laccaria bicolor S238N-H82
Lineage: Eukaryota; Fungi; Basidiomycota; Agaricomycetes; Agaricales; Hydnangiaceae
Exons: 2
Coding region: 1-363 (120 amino acids)
Source: RefSeq, a predicted model, not a curated record
AUGAACUCGACGUACCCCAUUCCCCCCUCCCGACAUAUCCUUCCACACAUCGGCACGACCUGCUCAAAUCCACGCUGUACGACCCCCUUAGAGUUCCCAGUACCAUCUCCAUACUUGCACCCAGGAACUCUGCUUCAGAUCCGAUGCUUUCAAUGUCAAAUGAUCGUCUCCCCAGGUUUAGAUGGAACUGGAGAACAACAACAGCAGCAGCAGAGAAAGGGCCGAAAGAUUGGGACGCAGGAGAGGCCACUUACCACCUCGGUCCUCGAUAGCCACCAAGGUCGUCCCCCAUUCGACUGGGGUCGCUGUACACGAAGCCGUCAGCGUCGGCGCUUCCGAUACGCAGUACAAGGUUGGACAUGA